Molecule: messenger RNA, 2060 nt
Organism: Atta colombica
Lineage: Eukaryota; Metazoa; Arthropoda; Insecta; Hymenoptera; Formicidae
Gene: Bsg
Product: basigin
Exons: 5
Coding region: 469-1551 (360 amino acids)
Biological process (GO): cell-cell adhesion
Cellular component (GO): cell-cell junction
Molecular function (GO): cell adhesion molecule binding
Source: RefSeq, a predicted model, not a curated record
GGAAGAAGAAGAAGAAGAGGAAGAAGAGGAGGAGGUGGAGCAACAGCAGCAGCAGUAGCAGCAGCAGCGGUGUGACGGGCGCUUUCGCGCGAACUAUCCAAUCGUCUGUUGCGCACAAUCAGUGCAGAAAGAGAAUUCGCGGUUUUGACGGACCAUCCGAGAAUAUCGACGAGGUAACGGCCACGAGAAGUCGCGGUAGUAACGACGACGAUAAGGACAAGGACGACGGGGAUAACGACGACGACGACGACGACGACGACGACGACGACACGCUAUACCCGUGUACGACGGCUCAUCAACGCAGCAACAGGCAUCGCUCGUCCAGGUGCCGCAUAGGUUCCUCUCUCGCUCCGCGACGACGACGACGACGACGAGGUGGGGCAUCGUGCUCGUCGUUGGUUAUCGUAUUGCCGUGCACGGUGCACACGGUCACGCGCCACCGCGUAAGUCGGCAACAGCGCCACCGGGAUGGAGAGGCGAGCCGCUUUUGUGCUGCUGGGGAUGCUAUAUUUAGCGGUGGGCACCCUCGUCACGGUCCAGGCAGUGCAAUAUACGGGGCCGACGAUCGUGCGCGAGGGACAACCUUGGAACAUCGAAUGCAGCGAUUUGAAGGACGAUGAUCUCGUUAGAUGGACCAGGAAUGGUCAGACGUUGGAACCUGAGUUGUCCAGUGGUCAGCUAGUUGUCUUUUCAAAGACCGAUGCCGGCAGCAGCAAGCUCUCGGCAUCCCAGGCGACUGAGAGUCAUGAAGGAGAUUACAAAUGCACCUCCGAUAGUCCGGAGUCUUUCCACCUGUCAUUAUACUUUGAUAUUAAGAUUAGAGUACUUAUGGCCAGAGACAUACCUUUGGUACUCGAAUGUGCAAACAGAAGCGCCGGCGAUAAAGUGCAAUGGCUGAAGGACAAGACACCGUUAAGUACGGCGUUUGCUGGCAAUGAAGAUAUCAUCAAGAUUGAUAAUGAGACUGGCAGCCUGGAAAUUUUAAAGGAUAAGGAGGAAGCUCAUGGAAAUUAUACUUGUAAAGCGGCUAACUCCACAAUCGAAUACAGAGUCGUACCAAGGCCAAUAGCGCAUUUGGCUGAAUCUACCAGUGUGGUGGAGGGUGAAAAGCUACACUUGGUGUGCAGCAGUCUCCGGCAGACCCCCGGCGUAAAGAUAUACUGGACCUUCGGGGAACAAAAUUAUACGCGCAGCAAGGGUCGCGUGAAGAUUACCAAAGACCCAGAGAGGGGUAUUUAUGGCGCCGUUCUGAUUGUCGAUAACAUCGAGAUGAACGAUCGCGGUAAUAUUAUCUGCAGAAUGUCAUACAACUGGUCUGAUCCCGUUUUGGAACAUUCAUCGGAGGCUAAGACAUUCCUCAGGGUGAAGGACAAGCUUGCUGCACUCUGGCCCUUCUUAGGUAUUUGCGCAGAGGUUGUUGUUCUAUGCGCCAUUAUCCUAGUGUACGAAAAGAAGCGGAAUAAAGCCGAACUUGAAGAAUCCGAUACCGAUCAAAGUCCUGAUACCAAACCGACACCUAACAAGGAAUCCGAUGUCAGACAGAGGAAAUGAAACAGCAAAUAAAUAAAUUAGAACGAUACAAGUUGGAGAACGAGUCGUCAUGUGUGUAGAAAGCAGUAAUGGAAAUCUGUAAAGACAACGGAACACGGCUUUUGAAUGAGAGAGAGAAAAAUGUGUCGUCAUAAAUGUGGAAUAAACACUGCAAAAUGGACAGCAGCGAGCUUGAGUGGGCCAUUCAUAGUGCGCAUCUGUGUGAAAACAGGCUUGUGCAGCAGACGCGUACAGAGCAAGAUCACACAAGUUACUAACAAAUUAAAUUAAGCCUUAUUACGGGGGUGUUCACUCCGAUUUAUCAGAUGUUCGCCUGUUCGUAUUCUUUAAUUACACUGCUUUAACUAAGAGAUGUCGAGUUAUGUACAAGUGCCGAUGAUGACAUGAAUGCGUGCCAGAGAAUGGAGAGUAUGUGUGUGCAUGUGCAUAUGCGUAUGUUAUGUGUAUGAGAAAGAGAGAAUAAGAGAGAGAGAGAGAGAGAGAGAGAGAGAGAGAGAGAGAGAGAGAGA